Molecule: messenger RNA, 2592 nt
Organism: Peronospora farinosa
Lineage: Eukaryota; Oomycota; Peronosporomycetes; Peronosporales; Peronosporaceae
Source: the annotation of a GenBank genome assembly
AUGGGAAAUGUACGUGUUUGUUGCCGCGUACGUCCACAGAAUGCCAAAGAGCUUACGAUGGCUACAGCUCAGCGCUGUGUCUUGACAGACGAGACAACUAUUGAAGUCAAGACGAAUGAUGGAAAUCCACAGAAAUUUACAUUUGAUCAUGUAUUUGGGGAACAUGAUAAUCAAAAGACAGUUUUUGAGAGUGUAGCACUCCCCGUUGUUCAAGAUAUUAUGGAUGGAUACAAUGCUACUAUUUUUGCCUACGGUCAGACAUCGUCAGGGAAAACGUAUACUAUGGAAGGAGCUAACAUUGAUCAUCCGGAACUACAGGGUAUUAUCCCACGUACGGCAACAGAGAUCUUUAAUAAUGUCAUGAACGCUGACGAGAACAUGGAAUUUAUCGUGAAAGUGAGCUACAUUGAGAUCUACAUGGAGCGUGUCCGCGACUUACUGGAUCCGUACAAGUCCAAGGUGAACCUUCAAGUUCGUGAGGACACACAGCGUGGCAUUUUCGUCGAAGGAAUGACAGAGAUGUGUGUGACGAGUGAUGAGGAGCUGCUGGCAGCUAUGCGAGCGGGUGCUGCGAACCGUGCUGUGGCUGCAACGGGAAUGAAUGAAGGAAGUUCUCGCAGUCAUAGUGUCUUUAUGGUGACGCUGUUUCAGCGCAACUUGAAAAAUCAGGCCACAAAGGCCGGCAAAUUGUAUCUGGUGGAUCUUGCCGGUUCUGAAAUGGUGCGCAAGACUGGUGCAACUGGUCGUCAGCUUGAAGAGGCCAAGACGAUUAACAAAUCGCUGUCAGCAUUGGGCAUGGUCAUUAAUGCUCUUACAGACUCACAUAUAACCCACGUGCCAUAUCGUGACAGUAAGCUUACCCGAGUGCUGCAGGAAUCAAUUGGUGGCAACUCACGCACAGCUUUAAUCAUCAACGUUUCGCCAAGCAGCUACAAUGCGUUGGAAACAGUUUCUACGCUGCGAUUUGGCAUGCGUGCUAAAUCGAUAAAGAAUAAGGCAGUGGUCAACGAACAGCGCAGUGUUGCUGAGUACGAGUCACUGCUCGCUGCGGCUGAGAAGCAAAUUGCAAAGCAGAAGAUGGACAUUAUCGCGCUUGAAGCUCGCCUUGCAGGGAAGGAAGCUCCUGAUGGAGACGAAGAUGUGGCAUCUGCUGUUAGUAUCACAACCUCGAGUGAUGAUGCAGAGAUUAAACCUAACAGCUGUAACAAUGCGCUCGACGGAAAGCUGGACUUGCAGCCAGAUACUGCGACUAUAGAAGCACUGCCAUUGCCCACAGCUCGAGCUGGGCGUGCGCUGGCAGAGUUACAGGAGAAGGUAGCUCAGCUCGAAGAGGAGCUAGCGGAGGAGAAACAGGAAUCGAUGCGACGCGGUGAGGAGAUCCAAUUGCUCACGGCGAAGCUUGAGGAGCAUAUUCAAGCGCUUGGAACGCAACGCGUGCUGUCGGAGGAAUUGCAGCAAGUAAAGGAACUGCAGCAAACAAUGUUAGAAGAAAAAAUUCGCCAACGCGAGACUUUGUACUCGGAACUGUGCACAGACUUUGAUAGGCUCAACUUCGAUCACAAGGAACUUCAAAUUCACUCGGAAACGAUACAGAGCGAGUACAACGCGUUAUUCCAAGACAUGCCAGCUCAAAAAUUAGCAGCUGGAGGUGGCAAGUUGGCAGCGGCUGCGGGGAAAUUUGCUCAAGCAAACCAGCAGGUUGCAGAGAAGAAGUCUCAAGAUAGUUCAGGUGAGGGUGCUGCAGAGGACCCAGAGCAGAAAUUGGAAGGUGAAGCACUGACGGAAAACCCAGACGGUACGGAGCCGCAGCCGUACUUGGAUCUGAAGGCGAAGUACAUGGCACUUGAAGCCAAACUGAGAGAGUACGAAAAAGAGUACCUUGCGCUCAGACACACGACCAGUUACGACAAGGCUCGUCUGCAACAGGAGAUAGACCGUAAGACGAUACGAAUCCGUAACCUCGAAGCGCAAACUGAUCGUGCUGGUGCAUCGACUGGUGAGGGUGGUUCGACACCUUCUUCGCCGACCGGUGGCAUUACCAACUCGAGUGUUACGUCGGUGCGUGAGCGGCAGCACAUGCGCUCGAUCCAACAGAAGCUCGAGCAACUCGUCGCUGUACACCGGCAAUUGUUACGAAAAUACGCGUCACUUGAAUUGGAGCUAUUGGAAGCGAAAAAGAAGCUGGCGUUGCGUGAUGAGCGCAUUAAACAAGUGGAGGUCAACAAUCGCAUCAUGGCUGGAAACAUGCGAUCACAGGCAGAAAAGCACGUGGAGGAACUUACCCAUCUUCGUGACCAGAUAGCAGACUUUCGUGGUGCUCAGCGCUCGCACUUUGAAGCGCAGCUGAACCACACGAAUGCUGCUCUUGUGACUGCUUUGGGAAGUACUGACACUGGUGUGAUCAAGACCCUUCGUGGUGGGUCGAUUUACAAUGGCGAUGGCGUAAUUCGACCAAUUCGUGGUGGUGGUCGACGAAAAUCGCAAAUUGGUGAUGCAGUAGUUAGUAUAAACGGUGCUUCGGGAGUAUCUGCCAACGUUGGUGCUCAGUCUUCAGGUUUCUUGACCCGUUUGUUUGGCAAAACAACAAACUAA